UCCCCUUGGUUUUAUUUCGCCAGUGACUAUUCAGGGUAAAAUUGUACUCCGGAAGCUCAUGACUGAAUCAGUGAAUUGGGAUGAGCCGCUAUCAGAAGAGUAUCGACAAGAAUGGGAAACAUGGCGAACUUCUUUGACACACCUUGAAAAUGUGAAGAUCGGUAGAAUGUAUACGCCAAUUUCAAUUCGAGAUGCUUCAAAAGUUGAAUUGCAUACAUUUUCAGAUGCAUCUGAGAAAGCGAUUGCAGCAGUGUCAUAUUUAAAAGUUUUUCACCAUGACGGAUCUUCCCAUCUAGGUUUUGUGUUAGGAAAAACGAAGUUAGCGCCGAUGAGUGGAAAUACUAUACCUAGAUUGGAGUUAUGCGCCGCUGUUAUGGCAGUUGAAAUAGCAGAAUUCGUAACUGACAAUUUAGACCGAAAGAUUGACACCGUUAAGUUCUACAGUGACAGUAGAGUUGUAUUAGGUUACGUAACAAACCAAACGAGAAGAUUUUAUACGUAUGUGGCUAAUCGAGUACAGCGUAUCCGAAAGAGCUCCUCUCCGGAGCAAUGGAAUUUUGUACCGACACAACUAAAUCCAGCUGAUCAAGGUACAAGGAGUAUUGCGGCAGAUAAAGUAAACAGUAGUCUGUGGAUUCUCGGUCCCGAAGAAUUCAUCUCUAAAUGUGAACAUCAAGCAGCAUGUUCAGAAACUUUAUAUCCGUUGAUUGAGCCUACUGAUGACAAGGAAUUGCGUCCAUUGCAGCGGGUUAAUGUUUUAAAAACAUCUGUUGAUUUUCAAACGGCUCUUGGAUCGGAGCGCUUUGAGAGAUUUUCAGAGUGGAUAAGAUUAGUAGAAUCUAUAUCAUUCUUAAAAAAAGUUGCCAAGUAUCGUACGGCAGCAGUGACUGGGGACACAAGGUCUAAGUAUGUUGAAACUUAUAAAGAAGCUGAAUUAUUUAUUAUUAAAGUGGUUCAAAAUGAAUUUUACCAAACAGAAAUUGAUAACAUUAGACAAAAUUUGCGUCUUCCCAAGAAUAGUACUCUUGUGUCAUUAAAUCCAUUUCUUGAUUCACGUGGUGUUCUGUGUGUUGGCAGAAGAUUGAACAAGGCAAAUAUUGAACUGCAUGAGAAAAACCCUAUCAUUAUCCCGGGUAAGCAUUACAUUGCCAAGUUACUCAUACGGCAUUUUCAUGAAACUGUUUGUCACCAGGGACGCCAUUUUACCGAAGGAGCCAUCAGAAAGGCAGGUUUUUGGAUAACCGGAGUGAAGCGUUUAAUACAGUCAUUCAUUCAUUCUUGCGUUAAAUGUAGAAAAUUGAGAGGUGUAGUUGAAUUUCAGAAGAUGUCUGAUCUACCAUCCGAUCGACUUGAACCUGGUCCACCUUUUUCUAAUGUUGGUAUCGAUGCCUUUGGUCCUUGGAAUGUAGUGACUCGAAAAACCCGUGGAGGCAGCGCACAGUCUAAGCGGUGGGCAAUAUUAUUUACUUGUCUCACAACUCGUGCAGUACAGAUCGAAUUGGUAGAAGAGAUGUCGUCCUCGGCAUUCAUAAAUGCUCUUAGAAGAUUUGUGGCGAUUCGUGGGAAAGUGAAAGUGUUUAGAUCAGAUCGCGGAACAAACUUUGUUGGUUCAACAGAAAAUUUGAAAAUUGAUACAGUCAACGUAGAAAAUGGUCCAGUAAGAGACUUCAUAUAUAAAUCAGGCACAGUGUGGAUUUUUAACCCUCCUCACUCCUCUCACAUGGGAGGAGUGUGGGAGAGGAUGAUAGGAAUUUCUCGCCGGAUAUUAGACUCUAUGCUGUCAUCAGUGAAUGGAAAAAAUCUUACGCAUGAUGUUCUUGUGACCUUUAUGGCAGAAGUUUCUGCGAUUAUAAAUAACAGACCUCUUGUUCCGAUAUCUUCAAACCCCGACUCACCGAUUAUUCUGUCUCCAUCAACACUUCUUACACAGAAAACAUGUGAUACUGACACAAUUUAUACGCUAGAUGACUUUAAUUUGAAAGAUCUAUAUAAAGCGGAAUGGAGAAGAGUUCAAAUGUUAUCUAAUAUGUUUUGGGUUAGAUGGCGAGAAGAAUAUAUUCAAACACUUCAGACUAGGCGGAAAUGGCAGGAAAAUAGACCUAAUAUUCGAAAAGGUGAUGUCGUUCUGUUAAGAGACAACGCUGUGUGUAGAAAUCAGUGGCCACAUGGAUUAGUGGAAGAAUCUUUAAUCAGUUCUGAUGGUAUUGUCCGCAAAGUCCGUGUGCGCAUAAUCAGAGAAGGAAAACCGGUUGUAUAUACCCGUCCAGUCACAGAACUUGUACUAUUAGUCUCAGAGUAAAACACUUGUUAUUGACUUAUGUUAAUUGAUUGAUAGUCAUGACAAAAAUGAACAAUUGGGUAUUUUUGAUGACCUUUGAUAUUGUAAUGUAUAUAUGUUAUUUUUUGAAAAUCAUAAGUUCAGUUAUAUAAUGAUAUUUGGUAUCGGUAGUCCAAGAUGAAGUUUUUGAAUAAAUGUACAAGGUAUAUUUUUUAUUCAACAGAUGAUUAGAAAAUGUUGUGUUUGUUGUUUUUACAAAGAGUGAUAUCUGUGUAUAUCAGACGGGGAGUGUUCUGUCUCCGGAAUUCCGGAAUUAAUGUUCCAUAUUUGACUCUAUUUUUUGUAACAUCACAUCACUUCCUGCUUUGUUUUGAAAACAUUGUGACAAUAAUUUCAUGUUCUUUCCUCACUGUCUCGUAACGUGUUUUUACCUUAUACUAGAAUGAUGCACUACGCACCCAUUUGAUGUCUUUUCGGUGCCUUAUAUGAAUAAAGUUGUGCAAUUAAAA
Mytilus californianus (California mussel) is the source of this 2787-nucleotide messenger RNA. RefSeq lists its product as uncharacterized. The transcript is spliced from 2 exons. Gene Ontology annotation, biological process: DNA integration. Lineage: Eukaryota; Metazoa; Mollusca; Bivalvia; Mytilida; Mytilidae. Gene Ontology annotation, molecular function: nucleic acid binding. The record is from RefSeq and is a predicted model, not a curated record. Bases 59 to 2299 code for a protein of 746 amino acids.